CACUUCCGCGUGUCGGACGUUUGUUUUGCUGAUGGUGGAUGUCAGAUUUCGCUGGAUAAUAAACAUCAAAGUUGCUUGUUUUAGACGUAAAGUUGGACACUAAAUACUAUUUUUCUUCAACUGAGGCGAAACUGUGUCACUAGUCUUUGUCAUAGUGUGUUUUUUUUUAUCAUAAGUGUGUCGGUUUUCUAAGGCAGACAGCUAAUGCUAACGACAGCUAACUAGCAGGCUAACAAAGCACGUUUUUAUGAUGAAACAACGUUAAUUAACGGUUUUAACGGUUCUGUGUCAUAUUUAACGCCUUUGUCGUACUUGUGGGGCAAGUUAAACCUGCAACAUGGGUUAGCUACGUUAAAAAGGCGUCUGUCUUGACUCUGAAAACCAAACGACGUGUGUUUAAAGCGAAGUAAACGUUUACACCGUCACCUAGACACACAGAGAUACACAUAUAAGUGGGAAAUAACACGUGGUGACACCUGGAGGGUUUGAUGUUUUGGACUGUCACGUGCAUCAACACGAGACGGCCAUGCUAUGAUGGUGCUACGGCGGCUACUGAGGAAGCGCUGGGUGCUGGGAGUAGUCUUCGGACUGUCUCUCAUCUACUUUCUCACCAGCACUCUCAAACAGGAGGAGCGGACCAUACGGGACCGCACGCUCCUGGAGGUUAGAGACUCGGACCAUCGCAUCCCCUGGAAAGUCCGUUUCAACCUGGGGAACAGCAGCCGGCAGAUCACUCAGUGCAGAAACUCCAUCCAGGGCAAGACGCUGCUCACAGACGAACUUGGUUACGUGUGUGAGAGGAAAGACUUGCUGGUUAACGGCUGCUGUAACGUCAACGCUCCCAGCUCCAGACAGUACAUCUGUAAAAGCUGCCUUGCCAACGGCUGCUGCAGCAUCUAUGAGUACUGCGUGUCUUGCUGCCUCCAGCCUGAUAAGCAAGCUCUCCUCGAGCGUUUCCUGAAUCGUGCAGCUGAAGGUUUCCAGAAUCUCUUCACUGCAGUGGAGGAUCACUUUGAGCUCUGCCUGGCCAAGUGCAGGACCUCCUCACAAAGUGUUCAACAUGAGAACACCUACAGAAAUCCUCAAGCAAAGUACUGCUACGGAGAGAGUCCUCCAGAGCUCCUUCCUGUCUGAUUUCACUUUUUCCACCAGGUUUUAGGAAGCACCGGAGCAGCAGCCGGCCCAUUAAAGCAUAAAAAUAAAGAAAAUAAAGGUGCUCGGAGAAGAGACUCUCAUUAAAUUAACUGCCGUCUUGGACACUUUUGCGUUAUACUGGCAAAAACAGAGAUAAGAGCACAUCCAAGACCAACCUCAGAAUGGACAAAUGCUGUAUGUGAUUUGAUUAUUUACACUUCAUAAGUGCAUAGACUGCUUCAUACAUUCAUCCGUGAUGAUCAUCAGGUCUACAUAGCAGGCAGCUCAUCCAGCAGGAUUCGCUUCAAACCGGUUCAUGUCAUUAAAUAGGCUUCAUUUUUAAACAACAGCUGUUUUGUGUUUUGUUGAUUAUUUUGUCAAAACAAAAAAAAAACAGCAAAGAAUGUGUCAUUACGUCUGUGUUUAGUGCAUGCAUAUGAAACUGCUAUUUAAUAAAAAGUGACUGUGAAAUUAAA
Molecule: messenger RNA, 1610 nt
Organism: Centropristis striata (black sea bass)
Lineage: Eukaryota; Metazoa; Chordata; Actinopteri; Perciformes; Serranidae
Gene: spring1
Product: SREBF pathway regulator in golgi 1
Exons: 5
Coding region: 532-1134 (200 amino acids)
Biological process (GO): positive regulation of SREBP signaling pathway
Source: RefSeq, a predicted model, not a curated record